Messenger RNA from Morus notabilis, 1175 nucleotides. RefSeq names its product F-box/FBD/LRR-repeat protein At1g13570-like. The coding region runs from base 176 to 940 and encodes 254 amino acids. Gene Ontology annotation, molecular function: protein binding. The transcript is spliced from 3 exons. The record is from RefSeq and is a predicted model, not a curated record. Lineage: Eukaryota; Viridiplantae; Streptophyta; Magnoliopsida; Rosales; Moraceae.
CGCUGCAUGAGAAGAAGAGAAAAAAAUGAAACGGCGAAAAUGGCUAUUUUCUAGCUUAUCGGGAGGCAAGUGGAAAUUACACUUUUGGCCUGAAGACAAUUACUCAAAGUAUUCUUCGAGGUUUUGGAUUAACUGCCUUGACUAGAAAUUUCAUAAUUAGGGUUUCACAUCAGUUAUGGAGAUCAUAAAAAUUGAUAGAAUCAGCGAAUUACCGGAUCAUAUUAUAGAAGACAUUUUGUCUCGUUUAUUAACUAGAGAUGCAGUGAGAACAAGUCUCUUGUCGCACAAGUGGAGGCAUAAAUGGACAACCACUCCGUCUAUUGUGUUCGACGACACGUUUUUGAGUUAUCCACCCAUGCUUGUGAGUGUGAUUGAUCAUGUUCUUUCGCGCCAUGUUGGUCCGAUACGCAAGUUCAAGCUCUACCAUAGUUGGAGCCUAAGUCUUGCCAACAGCGACAUAGAUCGGUUGAUUCUUGGUCUACCAAGACGCCAUAUCCAAGAGUUGUCUCUUACGUUUUACACCCGCAGCAAGCUCUACCCCCUGCCUUCUUGCGUGUUUUCUUUUCAAAAUUUGUCCAAAUUAGAGUUGAGUGAUUGUUGGUUGAGACCUCCGGCGACAUUUAAAGGUUUCAAGAAGUUGAAGAUCCUCGAUCUCACCAACGUAACUUUGGCUCCAGAAGUGCUCCAAAGUUUGAUAUGUACUAGCCCUGUGCUUGAAUGGGCGGAUUUGUGGGUCGAGUACAUCGAUGAUUUUAUUAAGAAUGUGAAUGUUGAUAAGCCUAAUCUCAAAUGCUUAAAAUAUCUAGGCAGAUGUAUUGAUCGUUUAGCAGUAGUUUACAUUUUCUGGACUACGUUUGACCGGUUGAAGGCUCUUGGAAUCACUCAUAUGCCCGAGUUUUUUGAUCAUCCAUUGCAAGUCCGGAGGCUCACACUCGUAUAAUUUUUUAGAGGUAAUGAUCCAUCGUUGAGAAUGAGGAAUAUCACAACCUUUUGGUUUCGAACCAAAUGAAGUCCCUAUUCAACGGAUUGCGACGAGUGAAAAUGGAUCACAUCUUUGGUUGUAAAGCAAUCGAUUUCAGCUUUCGUUGUAAAGGAUUUGAAUUAGUUUCAGUACUUUGGUUUGAUGCAUAUAUUAAGAUAUUUCCAAUUUAAUCAUUAUUAGAUUAGAUUUAGAA